This is a messenger RNA of Camelus dromedarius (Arabian camel), 5371 nucleotides long. It is a transcript of the gene BMF, whose product is annotated as Bcl2 modifying factor. Gene Ontology annotation, biological process: positive regulation of apoptotic process; negative regulation of autophagy; apoptotic process. The coding region runs from base 938 to 1492 and encodes 184 amino acids. Gene Ontology annotation, cellular component: myosin complex. The transcript has 5 exons. The record is from RefSeq and is a predicted model, not a curated record. NCBI's taxonomy places the organism in Eukaryota, Metazoa, Chordata, Mammalia, Artiodactyla, Camelidae.
UUAUCAGCUGUUUGCGGGAUGCCCGGAGCGGGCGUAUUUUGGAAACAAUACCGCGCGGUGCUGAGUGGCCUUCUCCCGCGCCGGUCCGCCGGCUACCGCCGCCGCCCCUACCCGCGUCUCCCGCUUCCCGCCAGUCCGCUGGGCUUUUUCCCUUUUUCCCUCCUUCCCAAUUGAGUUUGGGCGCCAAGCCCCCGAGUGCUCGUCACGCUGGACCCUGGCGCGGAGCCCUGGCAUCACGACUCGGAGGCCGAGACUCUCUCCUGGAGUCACCCAGGACACACUCUUAACCAGAUCGUGGAGCCUGUUUGUUGUGUUGAGCAAGCAGAGGGGUGGAGACUAGUCUUGGGCGGGGCUUAGCAGGUUUGGAGGGAACCUGGCUGCCCUAGGAUUGCUGGCUUUUGUUUUUGCUGCUAAGCCUGGAGCUCAGCUCAGACUGUGAUGAGAACUUGGUGGUUACUCCUCAGGCCAGUGAAUGAGUGUGUGUGUGUGUGUUGUGAGCACUGUGUGUACAGCCAGUCACAGCACCCUUUGCCCUCCCACAGCCACUCACAGAGGCUAGUCUUGUUGACAUUUCUUCAGGUACCCUGCGUGCUUAUAGCAGCUGACCAUACCCCUGCUAUUGCUUAGAUUGAAUAGCAGUCAAACUGCGUGACCGGGACCAGCCUGGGUCAGAAGAAGAGUCCAAGGGGAGGGUGGCUCUGAGUGGGUCCAGGGAAGAGGUGUGCAGAGUCCCAGGACAGUGAGGCAGCCCACAUUCAUGGACGGGUAUCACUCUUGGCAGUGCUUUACCUCCCGGGUGGUCGGUCAUCAAUCCCUGACUCUACUUCUCCAGAUAAGAAGAGGGAACAGGAAAGAAGGAAGGGGAGGGGAGUCCUUCCAGGUUUAGCCUGGGUGGGGGCUGCCUCCCGGAUGCCUGCAUUGCACCCUAACAGGGGAGAUGGAGCCACCCCAGUGUGUGGAGGAGCUGGAGGAUGAUGUAUUCCAGCCAGAGGAUGGGGCGCCGGGGACCCAGCCCGGGAGCUUGCUCUCUGCUGACCUGUUUGCCCAGAGCCAGCUGGACUGCCCCCUCAGCCGUCUGCAGCUCUUCCCUCUCACCCACUGCUGUGGCCCCGGGCUUCGACACACCAGCCAGGAAGACAAAGCUACCCAGACUCUCAGUCCAGCCUCCCCGAGCCAGGGUGUCAUGCUGCCUUGUGGGGUGACUGAGGAACCCCAGCGACUGUUUUAUGGCAAUGCUGGCUACCGGCUCCCCCUCCCUGCCGGUUUCCCUGCAGCCUUGCCCCUUGGUGAGCAGCCCCCUGAAGGGCAGUGGCAACAUCGAGCAGAGGUACAGAUUGCCCGAAAACUUCAAUGCAUUGCAGACCAGUUCCAUCGGCUUCAUAUGCAGCAACACCAGCAGAACAGAAAUCGCAUGUGGUGGCAGAUCCUCCUCUUCCUGCACAACCUCGCUUUGAAUGGAGAUGAGAACAGAAAUGGGGCAGGUCCCAGGUGAGGCUGGGCUGCCCUCUUCACCUGGGGCACCACGGAAGGACAUCGGCGAGGACGGACACUGUCUUGUGAAGUUGUUGUUGUUGUUUUGUGUUUUUAUUUUAAAAAUUUCUGUGUACAUAAGACAUAUCCAGGCCGGACCUCUUUCCCUGUUCAGGGCCUUGACCAGGAAUGGGGACCUUUGUCAAACACUGUUGAAGUAGAGGCUGAUGUGUCCAUGAUGUGGGACCUCUCAAGUGCUUGGAGAAGUAGAUCCUUAAGUCAUCAGUUGUUGAAGAUGACGAGGUAGUGAUGUUCUCCGGUGAGUGGACUGUAGUUUUCCCACAGGAACUUGGUAAAGAAAUAGGAGACUGGAUUAGACUCCUGGUUCCACCAAACCUUUCAGCUUUCCACCGUGGAUGAGGCCCAGAUUCGAUGGUCACACUGCUUUAACCCCCCAGGGCCUCAGCCAGGGGCUUUCCAGCCGCACACGGCAACUUCACCAGGCCGGUCAGCCAGCCGUGUCUGGGUUCUCAGUGGGCCCAGCCAUCGCCCACCCCAAGGGCUCAGGGAUUCUUGCCCGGUCCCUGUCAUCUCCAGCAGACCUCAGGGAGGGUUGGGUUUCUCCAAGGACCCCUCAAAUGUGCCGCAAAAAUGAACCAAACUUCUGGGUAGACUUGGUUCCACUUGGAAGCCUCAGGAUUGGUCCUCAGGUGCAGAACCACUGCCACCUCUGGCUGCCUGGGACUGGCUGGGUGUCAACCGUGGAUGAGCCACAUAGCCAAUCAACGUGCUGUCGCAGCAGCUUGUGCCUUGGUCAGCUCUUCUUGCAAAAGACACAGCCAGCAGACUGCAUUCCACCCCCCAACCUCAGCACUCUAGGGCUUGAAGGGACAGGAUUGCAGUGGCACCGGGAAACAUGGUGGCCAUCCCACCUACAAGAGUUGGCCCUAGAAGAGCCCAGACCCCUCGGUUUCCUUGGAAACCACAUACCUCCUCCCCUUUAUCCCCACUCCUUUUUCAUACCUGGUGGGAUACAGGAAGAAGCCAGCACAGUGGCUUUGUCAGCUGAAACGUGUCUUUUAGAGUAACAGACAAUGAUUAGAGUGCGGAACUGUCAAAGCCGGGUACACAUUUCCUGUCUUCCUUCAGCUCCCAGCCUGGCCAGAAAGGUGUGCUCUGGGACUCAGCAGGAUCACAGCUGCCUCUGAACUUCUUCCCUUCUCUCCUUGCUGUGGCACUAAUGGAGAGGAUUUAAAGCAGCCAGUCUGGCAGCCCUGAGAACAGACACAGGGAAUCUAAAAAGACAGGGUUUCUAGAUGUUAACUAGACACCCCAAAAUUAAGUUAUCAUUUUUGCAUAUGUAAGAAAAAGUUAACAUUGGUGCUUAACAGUGAAGCAAGACCCGAAGAAAAGAUGGCUUCCCUGGACAGAGAAGACCCCAGGGCUACCCAAGGAAAUUGGAGGAGUCCAGAGUAGUCUCUCAAAUUGGAACAAGCCCAAGCUCCUCUAAUUCUGCAGAGAGGAGGUCUUUGUCACUGUUGAAGGACACGUUGAUCUUCUGGAUACACGGUCAGGCAGGUUUUUCACUGCACAAGGGCACCUGCAGCGGAAGCUAAUGAAAACUAGAAUCCAGCCCAUGCUCUGCUCACUAAGCUGUAUGCCAUAGUGUAGGGCUGUGUCUACUCACAGGAGGGGGUGCCUUUCCUUAUUUGCACAAAGGUGCCCUAUGAGCUCACGGUGGCUCAUAGGAGAGGGACUUCAAACUGUUUAUAAGCCUUUGUUUUGUUCUGCUUGGGUGUUCUGGAGAUAUUACCUAUUCUUGGCCAGAAUUAUAGUCUCAGGGUGUGCACCAUGGUUUGUCUGCUAAAAAGGUGGGUUCCUACUUUUAAGAAGGAACGCAGGGGACAGACGUGAAGACUGGCACUGGGAUACACGGACCAUUGUGACAUCCAUCCUUCCCUGUGUAUCUCCACACUGUUCCUUGAUGUGCAUAGAAUGUGUGUUGUUUUUCCCUCUCCUGGACCAAGGCUCUGAUGGGCAGGCUGCUGGUAUGUGCUUGAGUGGCACAGAUAAGAAAACUAGGAUUAUUUCUACCAGUGACUUUUAUCCCCUCCUAGUGGGCCCUUCCACCUGAGCUGAGUGAGAGAGCAAAUAAAUGGUCCAGGCCUUGGUGCUGAGGCAAAGCCAUCAGCCUCAGAGACUGUGCCAGGCCGGGCGGGAUGUUAUGUGGCCUGUCCUGACAACUGAGCCCAGAGUUUGACAAGCUCGCCUGAUCAUGGAGCCUGGAGCCUGGAGCCUGGUGGAGUCUGGUCUGAAUGCACUGUCUCCAUCUUCUGUGAAACCAGGAACUAACUGACUAUCCUAAGCAAGCCAGGGCACAGUGUAAAAAACGCCCCUCCUUCCCCCUCCCCCUAGAACCCGAGAGGUAGCUGGCUAUUUAUAAUUGGCCUAGUGAUCUAGACUGGCCCCUCCCCCUCUGCCUGGUAAGUUGGUCUGAACAUUCCUCAAGUCCAACCUCAGGAGACACAUCCCUCCUCCUGGGCUCCUUCUCCCCAUCCCCCACCUCCAGGAGCUUGGCUGUCUCUCAUUUAGGGGGUGGAGAAUCAGAUUUAGAGGGAGGGAGAGUCUGACCUGGCUCCUGACCUGUAACCAGCUGACAACUUGUGGAGCUUUUGUGGUUUGCUGCUGGGGGGCUGCGGGGGCGGAACUGGAAACCUCCCUCCCUGGGGAAGGAAUGGCCUGGAGGAAGGGAAAACUGAUAUUCAGGGUCAAAACAGCCCUUCUAAUUCAGAACCCCAGAAUAGGGUUUUCUGGAAGCCCCUCAGGCCAGGUGUCUGACUCCCCCAGCAAGUUAGAGGACUCAGCUGGGCCUUUCUGCAUUUGCCUGCUUCCAAGUCUGGGCUGCUGGAGAGCUGUCCCUGUGGUCUUUUCCUGCUCAGUCUGAGACAGGAAAAAAGAUCACCCUUCCCAGUGCCCUCCACGAGCCCCUAGGGAAGUGGGUCUGUGUGGGGAGCUUCUGUGGCAGGUGUGUUCUGAGUGCUCGGAGGGGCCCAGCAUACUUGUCUCUGUCCCCAGCGGCCCAGCCCCAUCCAAGGGUGGGUCUGGCCUGGGCAUGGCAGGCAAGGGAUUGUUUGGGAUGAUCCAGCCUGAGCUUCCAUUGGAGUCUGAAGAGCCACUGUGACUGUCCUGGGCAGCCAGGAGCAUGCUGAGAGCUUGAGACUUGUCUCAUUUGAGGGACUUGAUGAAGUGUGGUGGGGAGAUUGGAGGGGAGGAAAAGCAGGCAUUUCAGCGGGCUCGCUGAGCUUCUGCAUAUCAGUGCUGCAGCCCAGGCUGGAGGAAGCUGCAGGGUCCCUCUGUGUGUAGGCAGGGACACCUUGGUGAGAGACUACCCUGGCCGAAUUUCUUCCAGGAAGGAGUUAACCCACAAGCCUAUGAAGCCUCCUGGGGACACCGUGAGCAGUGGUUGAGACUUUGAGCCCAGAGGGAAUAGCAGAGAAAGAGUGCUCUCUAUAGAUGCUCCAGCCUCUUGGGCUGAAGGUGCUUGGAGCCCUGCAGGCUCCUGUCUGCCCUGCUCCUCUCUCUGCACGGGAAGCUAGCAGUGCCUCUGCCUGCUCUGUGAGCAUCGCCCAGCGGCCUGCCCCAUCCCUGGGUCCCUGGAUCCGCAGGGGCUGUUGGGGGAGACCCAGUGAGAAUGUAGCAUUUUGUCCAUCCCCAGUUAGCCGUCCUGGGUUCUAGGCACUCUGCCUGUGGGAGAGGCAACGAAAGAGAGGGCGGGGUUGGGGACCCGUUGAUUUUAAACCUGUACAGAAUAUUUGGCUUUAUGUUUUUCACAUGCAUAUUUGUGUGUGUAUCUUUUCCCUCAUCAAUUGGUACUAUUUUUAAUAAAACCAUUUAAAGCAAA